Molecule: messenger RNA, 2184 nt
Organism: Coffea eugenioides
Lineage: Eukaryota; Viridiplantae; Streptophyta; Magnoliopsida; Gentianales; Rubiaceae
Product: carbon catabolite repressor protein 4 homolog 1-like
Exons: 12
Coding region: 379-2001 (540 amino acids)
Biological process (GO): nuclear-transcribed mRNA poly(A) tail shortening
Cellular component (GO): cytoplasm; CCR4-NOT complex; nucleus
Molecular function (GO): poly(A)-specific ribonuclease activity
Source: RefSeq, a predicted model, not a curated record
CAGCGUCAGACAGCACCCAACCUCUAUGGCCGCCCUGUCUUCCCCACCGCUUCUCCCCCUUUCCCCUCUACUCCAUACCAAAAUCCCACAAGAAAAUGAAAACCGUCUCACAAGAAAACAAGGGACAAUGGCUCUUUACUUUUCACUUGGGAUAAGCAUUGAUUAUAGGAAAAAAAACAAAUGGUGUGAACACACGAAUCACCCUUCCCACCUUUAUUCAUUAUCCAUGUAGAAAGAGUAUAAGAUUCCAGCCCAAUUCUGCUGAUAUUGCAGUUCAGUUCACUUGUUUUCAUGCCUAUUCAUCCAAAUUGUAAGAAUCUUUUGUGGGUUUUAAUAGCAAACAAGGAGGGUCACUAAAAGAUCAGCAAGAAAUUGAUCAUGGGGUUGGAGUGGGAAGUGCAAGUCCGGUUCCCGUCGAACACACCUGUCGCCGGCAUUGAGCUGAAUCCAUGGGUCCGUGUCAAUUACAAAGGCUCUUACGUGUCCCCUCCCAACUAUGCCCUCCAGUUUGCUUGGUACAGAGAGCUUUCUACUUUGCCUAAAUGUGUCGAGGACUAUGUAGCUUUCCAAGAUCAUGCUUCUAGAGAUAGUAGUAUGACUGUAUAUGGUGGUGGAUUGAAUCAAGAAAAGCAUGGUUUGCUGAACUCUGAGGAUUUAAAAAUUGUCGAGGGAGAGGGGAAAACUUGGAUUCAAGUAGGUUCUUCAAGAACCUAUACACCUUCAGAGGACGAUAUUGACUCCAGCCUAAGGCUGGUCUCUGUUGCCAUAGAUGACAUGGGCAUCAAAAUGUCGAUUAAUGUCUUUGUUACCACUCCUGUCAUUAGAUUACCUCGUCCAUAUCCUCGCCAUAUGAUCAUAUUUUGGUCCCUCAGAAAAUUUAGAAAUCCCAAGUGUAUUGCCACACCUUUCAAAAAAGAAAGUUUCAGGGUAUUAUCUUAUAAUAUCCUAGCUGACCUAUAUACCGUAAGUGGUGCAUAUACUCACUGCCCUAACUGGGCACUUACAUGGGAAUAUCGUCGGCGUAAUUUGCUCAAUGAGAUCCUUUCUUAUGAUGCCGAUAUCCUUUGUCUUCAGGAGGUGCAGAGUGAUCAUUUUAAGAAUUUCUUUGAACCUGAAUUUGCAAAAUUGGGUUAUUCAGCUAUUUAUAAGAGGAAAACCAAGGAGGUGUAUAGUGCCAAUGAAUAUGUAAUUGAUGGGUGUGCAACAUUUUUCCGCCAUGACCGCUUCAAGAUAGUUAUUAAAUAUGAGGUAGAGUAUGACAAAAUGGCACUGCCUGUAAUUGAAGUUCUUGAACCUGAUAAAAGAAAUAAUGGUCUUUUUCGCCUUAUGAAGGACAAUGUUGCACUUGUUGUGAUACUGGAGGAAAAGGACAAUGGACGUUCUCCGGAUGCUGCUAGGUCUACAAUUUGUGUGGCAAAUACUCAUAUCCACCGUGGUUCGGAUGCUUCUGAUGUGAGACUAUUCCAAGUUGUCAAUCUCAUCAGGGGACUUGAAAAGAUUGAUUCUUCAGGCAUUCCUAUUUUGAUUUGCGGUGACAUGAAUUCUCUUCCUGGAAGUGAUCCUCAUCGCUUCCUCAUAAAUGGCGAAGUUGGAUGUUUUAGUGAGAAAUUCAGAGACCCUCUGGGAAUACAUAAACAUCUGAAACUUAGCCACUCGAUGCAUCUGGCCUGCGCAUAUGCACAUUUACUUGAUUCAAAUGAAGUUGGGCAACACCAGAAGGAAAAAAUGGAUUAUCAAGCAAUGGAGCCUCUUUUCACCUGCUUCAAACCAAGUUUAACUGGAACGUUGGACUAUAUUUUGUACUCAAAAAAUAGGUUGAAGGUUGACGGGCUGUUGAAACUUCUUGAUUAUGAUAGUUUGGAGAAGCGAUUACUGCCUUCACCUCUAUGGUCAUCCGAUCAUGUUGCCCUCAUGGCGAAUUUCAGAGUCAAACACGCCUCCAGGGGGGUACAGUAUUUAUCACCUCCUCCUGAUCCGUGGGAACAAAAACAAACAAACUGACGUGUGAAUACUAUCUUUGUAGAAGGAACUUAAUUAGUAUUUUGCAAUCGCUUGGUUGUAAUUAUGGAUGCCAGCGGAAUGCUUUGCAUGACCAAAUCUUGUAUAGUAUAGCAGCGAACAGCAUAAUUAUGCUUUCAUAGCCAGCCUUGUUAACGUGCCAAUCUUUUAGCAUGCAUUGUGCAA